Messenger RNA from Akanthomyces muscarius, 609 nucleotides. RefSeq lists its product as uncharacterized. Lineage: Eukaryota; Fungi; Ascomycota; Sordariomycetes; Hypocreales; Cordycipitaceae. The transcript has a single exon. The record is from RefSeq and is a predicted model, not a curated record. The coding region runs from base 1 to 609 and encodes 202 amino acids.
AUGAAGUUCACCACUACCACUGUUUUUGUUUCCCUGCUUGCAGGUGCGCUGGCCGCACCCCUCAGCGAGGCAGUCAGCUCCGAGAAGCGCGACGUGAUGGCUGCUCGUGCCGCUGCCGCUGUUCCUGAUGUCUACACCCUAAAGACGCGUGCCGACGAUGCCGCCGUGAACGCCGUCGAUGCCGCUGACGACGAGGAGUGCAUGGACGAUGACAAGGGCGCCGUUGCCAAGCGUGACCCCAAGAAGAAGGCCGCCAAUGGUGCUGCUGCCAAGGGCGCUGCCGCAAAGGGCGCUGAUGCCAAGGGUGCAGCCGCGAAAGGUGCUGCCGCCAAGGGUGCUGCCGCGAAAGGUGCUGCCGCCAAGGGUGCUGCCGCCAAGGGUGCCGCCGCCAAGGGCAAGAAGGGUGGCAAGAAGGGUGCCGCAGCCGCCGACAAGGGUGCUGCCAACAAUGGUGCCGCCAAAGCCAACAAAGGCGCCGCUGCUGAUGCCAACAAAGGUGCUGCCGAUGCCAAAAAGGGCGCCGAUGCCAACGCCGGCGUUGCCGCCGAUCCCAACGGCCCUAUCAACACCGGAACCGGCGAUGUCCCUUCUGCUCUCCCCCCUGCUUAA